AUGGCGUCUAUCGAAUUCGCACGUAUAAAUGGGAGCAGCUGCACAAACCGCCUAUGUGUUUUGUUUGACUUCCUAUGUCACAUCGCGGUCCUCGGGGAUUGCAGUAUUAGAGUGGUGGCAACGAGAAAUUAUAUAGUCCUUUUGACGGAUGAACAACAGCAGGUUGGGGAAGAAAGGGACCACGAGCAUUGUGAUGAGGACAUCGAUGUCUGUUGCAAGCGGCCUCAAGGUGUUUAUCAUGCUUAUGGCCCGGGUAGUAUGUUUCCGGAACAAUUGAAACUUUCUAUCGCGAGGAAACGCAAGAAGUCCCAAAGCUGGUGCUACACCCGUUCCACGUCAAUUUCCAAGGCGCAGACAGGAAAACUGGCCGAUGCACGAAUGGCUAGUGCAGCCUUGGGUAGGGCAUUCAAGUGUAGUGUCCUUGAAUGUCAGCAUCAUUACCAAGGGUUUGCGACACAAAACGUCUUGGACAAGCACAUCGCAGAGAUACGCGUCUCAUGGGCCAAAUAA
This is a messenger RNA of Aspergillus luchuensis, 510 nucleotides long. RefSeq lists its product as uncharacterized. The coding region runs from base 1 to 510 and encodes 169 amino acids. Lineage: Eukaryota; Fungi; Ascomycota; Eurotiomycetes; Eurotiales; Aspergillaceae. The record is from RefSeq and is a predicted model, not a curated record. The transcript has a single exon.